Messenger RNA from Chiloscyllium plagiosum (whitespotted bambooshark), 527 nucleotides. Lineage: Eukaryota; Metazoa; Chordata; Chondrichthyes; Orectolobiformes; Hemiscylliidae. The record is from RefSeq and is a predicted model, not a curated record.
GGAGAGGCCGUUCACCUGCUCUCAGUGCGGAAGGGUUUUGUAAAUUCUUCCAACCUGCAGACUCGCCGGCGGAUCCACACCGGGGUAAGGCCAUUCAUGUGCUUGGUCUGCGGGAAGGGGCUUAUUUAUUCCUCUGCACUGUUGAUCCACAAGCGGGUCCACACGGGGGAGUGUCCAUUCACCCGCUCUCAGUGCGGGAAGGGGUUCAUCGAUUCUUCCGGCCUGCAGACCCACCAGCGCGUCCACACCUUGGAGAGGCCGUUCACCUGUUCCGCGUGUGGGAAGGGAUUCACUGAUUCUUCCAGUCUACGGACCCACCGGCGGAUCCACACUGGGGAGAGGCCAUUCACCUACUCAAUGUGCGGGAAGGGAUUCACUCAUGUGAGCCAUCUGCAGACACACCAGCGGGUCCACACGGGAGAGAAGCCGUUCAUGUGCCCCAUGUGUGGGAGUAGGUUCGCUGAGUCAUCUAAACUCCUGAUCCACCAGCGGGUCCACACCGGGCAGAAGCCUUUCAUUAGCUCAAU